AUGAAACUUCAGUUAUUUGCCAUAGGCUUAAUAUUCCCGUGCAUAUCUUGCGGAGCAAGUGCGCUGGCAACGCGUAUCCCCGCUGCGUCCUCGCCAGGUGCCAAUGUCACCAGCCGCGCAGCGCGCAUCGAUGGCAGAGACGCGUCAACUCUUCCCAAAAGCAGGAGGAAGCGUUACAUCAGUCAGAACGACAUGGUCGCCAUCCUUGAUUACCACAACAAAGUCAGAGGCAGAGUGUUCCCCCCAGCAUCUAAUAUGGAGUACAUGGUGUGGGACGAAACGCUGGCGAAGACGGCGGAGGACUGGGCUCACGCCUGCCAGUGGGAGCACGGACCACCGCACCUCCUCAGGUUCCUGGGCCAAAACCUCUCAGUCAGAACAGGACGUUAUCGGUCCAUUCUUCAACUGGUGAAGCCCUGGUAUGACGAGGUGAAAGAUUACUCGUUCCCCUACCCCCGCGACUGCAACCCUCGAUGUCCUCUCAGGUGUUACGGACCCAUGUGUACCCACUACACACAGAUGGUGUGGGCAACAUCUAACAAGGUUGGCUGCGCCAUACACACAUGCCACAAUAUGAAUGUUUGGGGGUCGGUGUGGAAAAGGGCUACGUAUUUAGUCUGCAACUAUUCCCCUAAGGGGAACUGGAUCGGAGAGGCUCCGUACAAAGUCGGUGUUCCCUGCUCCGCCUGCCCACCCAGCUAUGGGGGCUCAUGCAGCAACAACAUGUGCUUCCCAGCACUCAAGACAAACUACCUGCACUGGUUCAAAUAA
This is a messenger RNA of Nematolebias whitei (Rio pearlfish), 771 nucleotides long. It is a transcript of the gene pi15a, whose product is annotated as peptidase inhibitor 15a. The record is from RefSeq and is a predicted model, not a curated record. The coding region runs from base 1 to 771 and encodes 256 amino acids. Gene Ontology annotation, cellular component: extracellular region. The transcript is spliced from 5 exons. NCBI's taxonomy places the organism in Eukaryota, Metazoa, Chordata, Actinopteri, Cyprinodontiformes, Rivulidae.